AUGGCGUGUUCUUUCUCUUUUGCUUCUUUUUGUAGAAUCAUUUCAGAUUGUAUCCCAAUCAGAGGGAAAAAGAGGACGCCGUAUUUGGUGAUAUCGACUGUGCUCUCUCUUGUGCCAUGGCUCUUGCUUGGUCUAGAUUCAACCUCGCGAGAUUCCAGUUUGUAUCUGAUGAUUUUGUUGACCGUACAAAAUCUUGGGUCGGCCAUGGCUGAUGUUGUGGUAGAUGCCAUGAUAGCUGAGUCAGUAAGACUUGAAAAGUCCUCCUUUGCUGGAGAUCUUCAGUCUGUCUCAUGGUUUGCUAUGGCUGUGGGCGGAAUAUGCGGUAGUCUAUUAGGAGGGUAUGCAUUAACCAACUUGAAGAUAGAAACAAUAUUCCUCCUUUUCACGGUACUACCAGCGCUACAACUACUAUCAUGUGCACUGGUUGAAGAAUUUCCUGGUAACGAUGAACCAUUGCCCGAGCUGCUGGAUUCAAACGGGUUUGAAGAGAAAAGCAAGAUGAGCGAUGAUAAUUAUCGAGAUACAAAGAAGUCCACAACAAGAAGAAGGAAGGGACAGAAGAAAGGUAAAAAAGGAGCUUCCAAUGGAAAAUCUGAGACACAGAAGAAGCAAUCAAAGUCUUUGGCUUCACAGUGGUUCCAGUCACUGAAAUCAGCCACUUUUGGUUUAUGCCGUGCGUUCAAGCAACCGAUCAUUUUGAGACCAAUGGCAUGGUUUUUCAUCGCGCAUAUCACUGUGCCAAAUCUCUCUACUGUCAUGUUUUAUUACCAAACCGAGGUCUUGCAAUUGGACGCUUCUUUCCUAGGAAGAGCCCGUGUUGUUGGUUGGAUAGGUCUCAUGCUUGGAACCUUCAUCUACAACCGUUAUCUGACAAAUAUGACUCUACGCAAAUCUCUCUUAUUUGCUCACAUCGGUCUGUCUAUAACGAUACUCCUCGAUAUGGUUCUAGUAUCUAGAGCAAAUGUGGGUUACGGAGUAUCAGACAAGACAAUGGUGCUCUUCGGAUCAGCUCUAUCUGAUGCUAUCAAUCAACUCAAAUUCAUGCCGUUCUUGAUCUUGUCUGGUCGUCUGUGUCCUCCUGGGAUCGAAGGAACACUCUUUGCUCUGUUUAUGUCGAUAAACAACCUUGGGAACACAGUUGGGUCCUUCAUGGGAGCAGGAUUGGCUUCACUUUUGGGAAUCUCUUCAGGGUCCUUUGAGAAUAUGUUAAUGGGAUUAGGCAUUCAAGUGUUGUGCACUUACAUUCCCGUUUUGUUUCUUUUCUUGAUACCCAAGGAAGCUACAGGAGUAUCAGCUUCAUAG
Molecule: messenger RNA, 1302 nt
Organism: Arabis nemorensis
Lineage: Eukaryota; Viridiplantae; Streptophyta; Magnoliopsida; Brassicales; Brassicaceae
Source: the annotation of a GenBank genome assembly